This is a messenger RNA of Rotaria socialis, 1359 nucleotides long. The record is from the annotation of a GenBank genome assembly. NCBI's taxonomy places the organism in Eukaryota, Metazoa, Rotifera, Eurotatoria, Philodinida, Philodinidae.
AUGCUUGAUGACGUAAUGACUAUGACGGAUGUUACCAACGAAUCACCAGAUGAUGAAGAAAAAGACGACGAUGGGGAACAACAAGCACAGAUUCAUAUUUCAACAACUUCUGCUGUUGACCCAACAACUAAUCCGAUUCAUUCAAAAGCAUCUUGUGACAACAAAGACAAAUCCAUCGAAGGUGCAUCUUCACGACGUCGUUCGUGGACUAUUCAAGAAAAAUUGAAUGCUUUUAAUGCAUUUAAAAAAUGCAAAAAUAUUUCUCUAGUUAGUCGACAACAUCAUUGUGAUAGAAAACAACUUCGAGAAUGGUUGAAUAAAGAACAACAACUUUUAUUGAUCAAGAAUCAAAGCAAUAGGAAAACACUAAAACGGUUAAAAGGUGCUGGUGCUAAAAUUUGUCACAAAGAACUUGAUCAACAAUUAAUUAAAUGGUUUGCAUUAAAACGUACAAAUCCCGACGACGAAACGUCAACAGCGCCAACAGAAAUAAAGAAAGAACGAAUUACAUUUAAAAAUUUGGUAUGUCAUGGUGAAAAAAUAUGUCUUUCCUUAAAGAUUCAACCAUAUCCUUCGAAAAUGCGGUUUUGUCGUUUUCUUAAAAGACAUAAUUUAUCCUUGCAAAAGCCAAAACGUCAACAAAAGAUUACGUUUUCUGAAGCUCAUAGUGAUAACAGUCGGGUAGGACCAGCUUUACUUUUUAAAGGAAAAGGACGAGUAUCAGAACAAGAAAAAAAACAAUACGAUAAGAGCGUCAAGGUUUAUUUUAGUACUACUGCUUUCAUCAAUUCAUCUAUCAUGAAAAAUUAUACUGAACAUUUGUUAAAUAAAACGAGAGACGGUCGUCCAAAAAUGUUUAUUACAGAUUCUUGUAGUUGUCAUUUCAACGAAGAUGUAAAAGCUUUAUUUAAAAAAAAUAGUGUAGUAUUAGGAAUAAUACCUGGUGGAAUUACACAAUACAUCCAAGUCUUAGAUAUAUUUGUUUUCAGUACUUAUAAAGCACAUUAUCAUGAUGUUGCUGAAGAAUGGAUCGAAGUUAAUGGUCUAAAAUCUACCAUUAAACUUACUUGUUCACAGCAAAGAAUACUGUGCACGCGUUUAGCAAGCACGACUUGGAAAAGGACAUUGAACAGUGUAAAUGUUUCUCAAAGUUUUAGAAACUUAGGGUACACCUGGAUUGAUAAUAGUGUAGUGACAAUAAAAUCUUUACCAGGUUAUUCUUUUGAUCCGGCAUCUUUAAAUUUCGGAAAUGAUAUUGAAGAUGAAAGUAGUUUAGUCGAAGAAAUCGAUAAGGUCAUGGUAAUGGAACCCGUAAGAGCUUUAAAGCAAAGUUCAUUGCUUUCGUUUUGGAAUAAAUAA